AUGGCCGCACCGUCACAAUGGCUAGUUCAGAGGUUGAACAACAUGAAAUACGGUUACAUUCGUUACGAGGCAUCAUUCUACGGUCCUGUCAAUUCUUUCCUCAACAAGCUAUACGACUCGGAUCAGAACUUUUUGGUCAAAGCACAACCACGCCUACGGUCCCUUGAAACGGCCCCUAAUGCGCGUACAUCCAUCGACUCCAAUGACCAGCCGGUCCAACGCAGGGAUGACGAUCCUAUCCCCGAUUUCGUUGUCGUGAAAGGAACGGAGGAUCUACACGCAGACGUCCCUUUCCUCAUCAUUGAGGUGAAGAACCAGCACGUCAGUUUCGGAGCUGGCGCCUCUCAAACCGACCGUUAUGAUGGAUGGGCAAGGGAUUACUUGAACCAGGCAUAUAACAAGGAUCCGGUGGUUCCGAAGCCACCGAGGUUCUUGUAUAUGAUGCAGAUUUUCGGGAGCACGGCUUGGAUAUCGACCAUCACGAAAGACGUACACUCUAUUGAUGGCCAAGGAUUUUUCGUAGAUCUGACUUUAAUGGUUAGCCACAAGCUAGUACAGAACGGGUUCAAGGGGAGGGUCGUCGUUGGGGUAUAUAAGUAG
Stereum hirsutum FP-91666 SS1 is the source of this 600-nucleotide messenger RNA. RefSeq lists its product as uncharacterized. The transcript has 3 exons. The record is from RefSeq and is a predicted model, not a curated record. The coding region runs from base 1 to 600 and encodes 199 amino acids. NCBI's taxonomy places the organism in Eukaryota, Fungi, Basidiomycota, Agaricomycetes, Russulales, Stereaceae.